AGAACCUCAAGGAACUGCCCCUUCCUCUUGUGAAAACUGUAGAACUUGCUACUGUUGUUAGUAAAAAGCUUUGGAAGAUGGAUGAAGAUGGAUAUAUGAGUAUAGAUCCAAGUAAGAGAGAUCAUCACUUGCCAGCCCCUAAAGGGAGCAAAGAUUGUUCCCUGAAUCUCUGCUGCAAAAUUGUGUUCGGCAUUUCCGUGGCAGGAAACGUGGCCCUGGCUGUGCCUUUCACUCUUCUCAUGCUUCAAGGUUUCCAGGACCAUGCUGACUCAAAACUUCCACCUUACCAGAUCUGGAGUUGCGCACUAAACUGUAUUCCUUGUCAAUCAGCUACAAACAGUAUUACAGCAAAUCUGACUCUGGAUCCAAGCACAGCUCAUCCCCAGCUCUACGUAUCUCCUGAUUUGAAAAGCGUGAGAUGGAGAGGCAUGAAACAGCAAGUGAACAGCAGUCCUCUGAGAUACAACCUCAUGGCCAGUGUCCUCAGCCACGAGAGCUUUGCCUCUGGGAAGCUUUGCUGGGAGGUGGAAGUGGUGGAGGGGGGAGAGUGGUGGGCGGUGGGAAUAGUUCGGGAGUCGGCAAACAGAAAUGGACAAAUUAUCCUCAACCCUCGUGGGGGUUACUGGGGAGUGCAGCGAAUUGAAGGACGGUAUGAGGCGAUCACCCAUCCCAGGACAAAUUUGACAUUGUGCCAUCCCCCGAGAAGGAUCCGAGUUUCUCUGGACUAUUCACAAGGCCUCGUGUCAUUUUUUGACGGCGAUACAAAUGCUGAAAUCUUUGCCUUUCCGAAAGCAAAUUUUGCUGGAGAGAAGAUUCACGCUUGGUUCUUGAUCUAUAAGUGGAAUGGGCAGCUUGUCCUCCAUCCAUGACCGGGUGGUCCAAAGGGCUCAUCACACUGGAAGAGCUUCAGACCACCUGCCUCAAGCUCUCCUCCACUCCUUGUGUUUCUCCAUGCGCACCAUGCCAUGGGCGUCUUCGGUUCCCUUUGUCCUUCCUUUUCCCUCCUGCUUUGCUACCACCACAUUAUCUUCUAAAUCAAAGAUCUCCUCCCACCUGUCCUUCCCCAUGUCUCCUAAUGCCACCUCUAGCCAGCUAACCAGGGUCAAAUAUUUAAGGAAUGAUGAAACCCCAGAUUAUUUCAGACAUUGAAAAAACCAGAUGGGUGGAGAGUAAAGCAUGGGAGAAAAAAAUGUUAUGUCUGGAAACCCCAGCGAGGGAUAAUCCUAGGAUAAGUAGAAUAUUUUUAAAAGAACAGGGAUAGUUUAAGAGAGGACAGGACUACACCAAUGUUCUUCCAUGAGUCAGAUCACCAUGGAAGCAUCUUAGAGUCCUUUUAAGCCCUCACACAAUGCUCACUACACUUUCUGUGGGCCACCUACGGCACGUUCCCCUUCAUUCCACUAAUCUCUGAAUUUAGGGCCUCAGCAAGGCAUUUGCUGAAUUCUCUUUUCAGCGUUUGUUAACAUUACUCUUCAUCCAAAAGACAAGAAAUAAGUGAGUCUGCUGGCUAAUUAUUUAGCAUUCAGAACACAAAAGAAAAAAGAGGCAAAUCAUGCCUUAUUCUUUAGCAAGUUGUGGAAAGCCAACCACUUGUGUUUCAAUCAAUAAAUUAUGGUUAUAAAGCUG
Molecule: messenger RNA, 1626 nt
Organism: Candoia aspera
Lineage: Eukaryota; Metazoa; Chordata; Lepidosauria; Squamata; Candoiidae
Product: butyrophilin subfamily 1 member A1-like
Exons: 4
Coding region: 78-869 (263 amino acids)
Biological process (GO): protein ubiquitination
Cellular component (GO): cytoplasm
Molecular function (GO): protein binding; ubiquitin protein ligase activity
Source: RefSeq, a predicted model, not a curated record